This is a messenger RNA of Tympanuchus pallidicinctus (lesser prairie-chicken), 1344 nucleotides long. RefSeq names its product nicotinamide riboside kinase 2 (gene NMRK2). The record is from RefSeq and is a predicted model, not a curated record. The coding region runs from base 37 to 1059 and encodes 340 amino acids. Gene Ontology annotation, cellular component: cytoplasm. NCBI's taxonomy places the organism in Eukaryota, Metazoa, Chordata, Aves, Galliformes, Phasianidae. The transcript is spliced from 7 exons.
AACGGAGUCCUGAGGUUACAUAGGAGCUGGUACAGGAUGGUGGGCUUACACACGGGGUCGGACGGGCUAUGGGACUGCACAGCGGACGGGAGGCAUGCCGGGGUCGGUCACACUGUACGGGGCCAACACGAGCACUGUCCCGGGGUGAUCGGAGCCGCCACGGCGCAGACCCCUCUGCCCCCCACCUCCAUCCCGCCCAACAUGGCGGCGGCCCCGCUCCUCUCAGCGCCGCAGCGCCCUCCCGCGCGCGGGAAGCGCCGGACGUUCGGAAUGUUACACUUCCGGGAUAGGAGGCGGGCCGCGCUCGCGGCGACAGCCAAUCAGCGUUCAGCGCGCGCCGCCGCGGCGCGAAAUUCGAACGUGGAGCGCGCGCUUCCCGGUGCCGGUUCGCGUUCCGCCAUUUGCGGGUCCGAAUCGCCAGGUUUGGGGUUUUGGGGGUUUGUUUGGUUUUUUUUCCGCUCCAGCGUCACCAACGGGGGCAAAACCACGCUGACCAACAGGAUCGUCAAGGCGCUGCCCAACUGCUGCGUCGUGCACCAGGAUGACUUCUUCAAGCCCCAAGACCAAAUAGAAGUCGGGGAGGACGGCUUCAAGCAGUGGGACGUGCUGGACUCCCUGGAUAUGGAGGCCAUGGUGAGCACGGUGCGUGCCUGGAUGGAGAACCCAGUCAAGUUCGCCCGUUCCCAUGGGGUGAAUGUCACUCCCGACCCUACAGAGCCUCCCUCCAAAGAGCCCCACAUUCUGCUCAUCGAAGGCUUCCUGCUUUACAACUACAGACCCCUGAUGGAGCUCUUCGACCUCCGCUACUUCCUGGCAGUGCCGUACGAUGAGUGCAAACGGAGGAGGAGUACGCGCAGCUACACCGUCCCUGAUCCCCCCGGCCUCUUCGAUGGCCACGUGUGGCCCAUGUACCUGAAACACCGCAAGGAGAUGGAGGACAACGGGGUCGAUGUCGUCUAUUUAGAUGGGCUGAAGAGCAGAGAGCAGCUCUACGACGAAGUCCUGGAGGACAUCAGGAACAGAUUGCUGAACCGCCCCCCAGGGCCCCCAAAGAGCUGAGGGACCCCACGCUCAGAUGUAAAUACUACUUAACGCCGCCGUCGGAACGAGGGUCGAUUUGGGAAACGUCUUUUGUAUAUAAUUGAGAACUGAAGAUAAUUUAUUUGCAACCGUGCCGGGCAGGAUUUGUUAUUUUAUUUUUUUUAAUAUUCCACCACGUUUUGCCAGAAGUUGGGAACUCUUUUAUUUUUCCUGAUGGAAAGAACAGAGGCCGCCUUUGGGACCCGGCCGCUCCGCACCGCCGUCGUUCCCAUGCAGUAAAACCAGUUCCAAUCUCUCCUUUCA